AUGUCUCUUUGGCAAAUCUACCACCCGAUCGGCACCUAUGCAAAUCCAGCAUCCAAAGUAGCCUUUGCGGAAGACAUUACCAAAAUGUACACCAACGUCAGUCUGCCUGCAUUCUACGUUGUCGUCCAAUUCAUUCCACUCCCCACGGAGGACUUCCUAGUUGGAGGAAAACAAGUCACCGGCAAGCCUUUUAUUCGCGUCGUCAUAACCCAAAUCGCUAUUCGGCUUCCCGAUGACGAUGCAAGCUACAAUCGUAAUACGGCAUCCAUCGACAAGAUUUUGGGCCCUCAUGUUGCCGACAAGGGUUAUGAUUGGGAAUAUCAUGUCGAUGAAACAGAGAGGAGGCUGUGGAAGAUCAAUGGGAUGACACCCCCUCCAUGGAAGAGUGUGAAGAGGAAAAGCUAUGGACAGAGGAGAACCGGGCAGUUCCUUACGAUGGUGCCUACUGACUCGGGCUUCCAGAUUGAUGUAUCCAGACAGUGUAACAACAGACUUGGCAUUGGUCGGCUGCUCCUUUGA
Molecule: messenger RNA, 519 nt
Organism: Penicillium antarcticum
Lineage: Eukaryota; Fungi; Ascomycota; Eurotiomycetes; Eurotiales; Aspergillaceae
Product: tautomerase family protein
Exons: 1
Coding region: 1-519 (172 amino acids)
Source: RefSeq, a predicted model, not a curated record